ACCUGCGGAGGCUCCGCUGAGGAGGGGAGGGCGCGAAUGUACGACCGAGGCUUCCAGUACUCACCGGGUCGCCGUUCAGGCGCGUAUCGUAGCGUGUAUGUGAUUGUGUUUUCAAGUUCAUCAUUUUUAAAACUACCAAACGAUUAAUUAACAAAUUUCUUAUGAAGAUGAGGUACUGACCGGAAAUGGCAAUGCGGAGUGGCGGCGCAGCAGCGGGGGGAAGGUCCCGAGGGGGAGACUCACAGGCAGCGCGAGCAAUGGAUGAGUUCGAGCAGUUAGCCGGUCUUCGGGGUAGGGCCGUGUAUGUUCUGGAACAUUUGGCCACGUUUACCGUGACCAGGGAGACGGGUAUAGUCUAUCCAGCUGAUGGUAUGCGACGACUGCUUCAGUUGGAGAAAACAAACGGAAUAUGGAGUCAAAAGAUGCAGUUAUCUCUAGAGGAUCAGUGGGUUCUAGUUAUGGAUUAUGAAACUGGGUCCAUAAUGGAGCGUUUCCCAGCCAACUGGGUACACUCCCCAACAGCCUUCACAUCGCCAGAACCUGCUGAGCUCUACAACAACGUGUUGGCCUUUGUGGUAGGGGCCCCAGAGAGUGGUGGUGGCUCCCCUGGCGGCUCCAGACGGGAGUUACACAUCUUCCAAUGCCAUGACGUCAGUGCGCAGACACUUGUUGAAGAAUUAAAUGCUCUUAAGGGUAUUGGCAGCGGUGGCUCAGAAGGUGGUCGAGACUUUGUGAUCGAGCGGGAAAGAGAAAGAGAGAGGGAGACAGAGAUGGACAGACCAAGGCGACAGCAAAUGUCAGCACAACUGGGCCGCGAUCGUGGUUCAGCGGGAGAAAGAGAUGAUGCCUCAUCCACUGGCUCUGAACGCCUCUACGAACAGGACAUCGCAAUUCUAAACCGUUGCUUUGACGACAUAGAAAAAUUCAUAGCGCGGUUACAACACGCCGCAGCUGCGUCACGUGAAUUGGAACGACGGCGACGAUCUAGAGGGGGGAAGAAGGGGACGGGGGAGGGGAUGCUCGCUUUACGGACCCGUCCACCGCCUGAGAGAGACUUCGUGGACGUCCUCCAGAAGUUUAAGCUGUCUUUUAAUUUGCUAGCGAGACUACGCACGCACAUACACGACCCCAAUGCUCCAGAGCUGGUACAUUUCCUUUUCACUCCGUUGGCCUUGAUCGUCGAUGCGGCUCAGGACGUGGCAGAUGGUAGAUUGCCCUCACGGGUAAUACAGCCUUUGUUGACGAGGGAUGCGCUCAAUCUAUUGGCUAAUUGUGUGACCAGUAAAGAGACUGAAUUGUGGCAUUCGCUUGGGGACGCUUGGUUGAUUCCGAGAGAACAAUGGAAGACAACUAUACCACCAUACCAGCCAGUUUUCAUGGAUGGAUGGACUCCAGACUACCAAGUGGACGAUCAGCCGCUAAGAAGACCAUCACCACGCCGCAGCGAAGGAAGAGUAGAGGAAGCAGCAGCGAUUGCGGCGGAAGGGUACGGGUUUGAAAGAGAUGAACCAGAUAUAUAUGGGGAGAGGGAAUACGCACCUUUCCCAAGGAAUAACCGUACUAGAGCAGAGGAUUCAGAAUCAGCUGCUUCUUCCCCGGAAAGAGAGGCCCCGUAUCGCCCUCCUGAAAGAGAAAGAGAUGAUGAUGAUCUCGGUGAAGCCUGGGCGCAAGGUGUGGCUGCUCGUGGUGGACGCGUGGUGCGUGUGACAUACCCUCGGACUGCUAACAAUGAUAAAGAACUAACUGUAGUUCGCGGAGAAUACCUUGAGGUGCUAGAUGACUCCCGGAAAUGGUGGAAGGCCAGAAACCGUCGGGGUGUAACCGCUCAUGUCCCGCACACGAUCGUUGCACCUGCCAUCACCCCACCCUCUUCACCCCACCUGUACCCGAACCCCAUCUAUACUCAUUAUCAGGAGGGCACAAGCGGCGGACGCGGCUCUGGCGGAAGCAGUCCCACAGUCCCAGCGGAAAAACCAAUUCCCCCUCCGCCUCCUCCGCCACCGCCCCCGCCCGAACCGCCGAUUGCUCCGCCGCCACCGGUUACCAAAACUGAUACAAUGAAAUCUACCAAGUCUGUGAUGAGCACCAGCAGUGGUCUUCACGAGGAGUUGAUGGCCGUAUUGCCACAGAUUCAACGUAGACUCGAAAUCAAAAAGACUCCAGACAUUUUCAUACAUCAGAAAUCGAAUCCAGAUGAAGUGUUAUCAUGGUUAGAAGCAAAAGGCUUCAGUCGGACUGCUCAAAAGCAACUGCGUGUAUCAGGGCACCAGCUGUUCGCCCUUUCCAGAGCUCAACUUGAAAGAGUCCUGGGGGCCGAUGAAGGAAAACGACUGUACAGCCAAGUGCUUGUACAACGAAAUAUUUCUGGGUACAGAACCACAUCAGCAUCAGAGUUGCAGAGUAUCCUUCGGAAGGUACGGGAGAAAGUGGAAGUGACCUGAUCAUGGAUGAAGCCGACAAACAAUUGGACUAUACGUGCAAUUCCUCUUAUUGUUAAGUUAAAAUUAAUAAUAAUUAUAAUAAUUUUGAAAUUAUUCAUAUAUUUUAGUUAAUGAUUGAUUUAAUUCAAUAAAUGUUGAUACUAAUAAGGCGGUAACAAAACUAUGAUUAUAAAGUAAAUAUAGUCUUUAAAGAGAAAUGUGGACCUAGUUGCUUCACCGUGGUACUCAUCCCUGAGCAGGGAUGGCUAUUUAAGGGCUCUUUUUGCUGUAGUCCAAAAAGUUGUGGAUACUAAGGGUCCCCACUGAAAACAAUAGGCUAUAUUUGAAUUAAAUAAUUUUUUUACGGGAUAAUCAGAAAUGUAUCUUAUGGGCGACUUCCCUGUAAUAGGCCAGAGUCCCACAAAUUCUCAAUCGUUCGAUUCCCGUGAUGUUUCAUUCAUUGCGUUUAACAUUCGCUCGGACGGUGAAGAAAACCGGCUUGCCUUAGACCCAAAUAGUGGACGGCAUGUGUCAGGCACGGGAGGCUGAUCAUCUUGCGUAUUAUAUUGACAAAUGAUCACGAAACAGAUACAAAAAUCUGAGGCACAGUCGUCAAAUUUUUUGAAAUAAUAGCUCAGUCUUUUUCCAUAAAUAUAUAAAUAGUAGGUUUGAUCAAACAUACACACCUCCGACACUGCUGAAUUGUUUUUGGUUAGAAAAAUACAAAUACAGUGUAAACUCUAAAACACUGAAGGAACUGUGCAAUUUAUGGCGUUAUAGAGAGUUGUCGUUCAAUGUGGAUAAAAAAUAUCAGAAUUAGAAGAGUCGACUAGUAUCAGUAGUUAUGUAAGUACAUUUAACAAAAUCUUUGAUUUUGAAUGUUAUUGCGUAUAGUCUCUUAAUUUCACCUGACGUCUUUUGCUGCACCAGUAAUUUUUUUUUGUAUUUUUUACUUAUUUUAUUCAUAUCUUGCGAUAUUUAGGCACCUUGGUGAUAAAGGAAGAAUUUUGCCAAUAAUUUAGCUGCUACCGGAGCUUCUUUUAUGCUCGACGGAGGCUCAGGCUCAUCCGUCUCAUUUUCUUCAUCUCCUUGUUCUUGAUCCUCAGUGUUUCUGGCUGAAUUCAGAAUUUCUUUGUCUGUUCGUGAAGCCAUUAUAAGCAGGCAGUUGUCGAUGUAGGUUUGAAGAUUUUCCGUAUUUCCUCCCUUGUUAAUCUAUUGGUUCCACUCGGUUAAUGGAAAGUCGCUAUCAAACUAAGGUUCUGUUUCCAUCUUAUCACUCGAAAAAUUGGUACAAAGUACUGCAUAUCGAAAGAGUGAUGUGUAGUUGUGAGUGUCACUUAGAUAUAAAAUUCACUGCAUGCAUGCUGCAUUUACAGAAGUUUUGCCCUCAAAUUCAACCAGUAUCAUUAAUAAUAGUGUAGUGUAGAGUAGAUACUGUAGUGACCCUUGAGGCUUUUAAUCACACUCGGGUCCAUUGGCUGUAAGAUAUGUGUAGCCGUAUUUGGAGCAAGAAACGCCAACUCUAUGUUUUGAAGGUUUGAUAUAAACGGGUGGGCAGGGCAGCAAGAUGUAAAAAAUUUCGUCCCUUUAAUCCGGCACCUUUCUCACUUCUUCGUCAAAAAGCUGACACUGUAAUUCCCUUUUAUUAUACUAAUAUUAGGAUAGUCCGUUUGUCUUAAUAAUAAGCCUUUUUCCAUCCAAAGACAGAGAACAUAGAUUUAACAAAUAUAGAUAUAAAUAAAUUAAGAAAACUCUUUUUAAACGGAUUGAAGCUAUGUAUUAUUAUUAUAAACUUAUAAUUAUUUACACAAUUUUAAAUUUAAAAUUUUCCGACGUUUC
Molecule: messenger RNA, 4259 nt
Organism: Pieris brassicae (large cabbage white)
Lineage: Eukaryota; Metazoa; Arthropoda; Insecta; Lepidoptera; Pieridae
Product: epidermal growth factor receptor kinase substrate 8-like
Exons: 17
Coding region: 186-2441 (751 amino acids)
Biological process (GO): regulation of Rho protein signal transduction; Rho protein signal transduction
Cellular component (GO): plasma membrane
Molecular function (GO): actin binding
Source: RefSeq, a predicted model, not a curated record